Nematostella vectensis (starlet sea anemone) is the source of this 2031-nucleotide messenger RNA. RefSeq names its product zinc finger protein 511. The transcript has 10 exons. The record is from RefSeq and is a predicted model, not a curated record. Lineage: Eukaryota; Metazoa; Cnidaria; Anthozoa; Actiniaria; Edwardsiidae. Bases 205 to 978 code for a protein of 257 amino acids.
UAAGAUCCCAGUCACCCGCGGGAUUUAUGAACUGUCAUGGCGGCGGUAUGAUGUGUGUAAUUCCCGGACGGAAAAAUCAAAUAUUGUGAAUCCAGUGCACUUACUCUCUUGUCGCCCCUACCGGCUAACAACUCUUAUUAAUUAUGAUACCGUUCGGUGCAGAAUCCACCUUCAUCACUAAAGUGCUUCUUUUUCUUUCGAAAAAUGAGUGAAUUCGUUGUGAGUUCUUCGUUCGUCUGGGCUUUUCGUCCUGUCAAGCGGCUAAUACUACCGGACGACCCAUUCUUUGAGGAGGGAAAUAUAUACUGUAACAUACUAAGAAAACAAAUUGAUCUGAGUGAUGACAUAGAUGAUUUGCUGGAGAGUGGCUGCUCAGGCUUCAAGUGCUCAAUUCCUGGGUGUGCAGAGGUAUUCAGAAGCAUUUCAAGGUUUGAUUCUCAUUACAAAACAUGCCAUUGGAAUGUUUGUCGAUACUGCAAGAAAUCCUUUCCAUCAAACCACCUCUUGGAAAUCCACAUCCUUGAAAACCAUGACACCCUAUUCCAGAUGAUUGCCAGGAAGUCCAACAUGUAUAGGUGUCUUGUAGAGAGUUGUCCUGACAAGUUUUCUUCGGAGAAUGAGAGAAAGGAUCAUCUCGUACAGUUUCACCACUACCCAGCAGAUUUCAGAUUUAACAGACCUAGCAGAACUCAGCGCAAGCUUCUGAACAGAAAAGAACAUUCUGCCUCUGAGCCCAGUACAAUGGAAGUAGAUUCCUCAUCAUCCAAGUUUUUCAUUCAGACAAUGCACGAAAGACCCACAGAGCAGAAACCACAACCCAAGCCAAGAAUGCCUGCAAAUAUCUGUUUUGGUCGUGGAUCUGCCAGGGUUUUCCAAAGGGGUAGCUUCUCUAAGAAAUCAGGCAAGAAAUCCAAGCAAAGGAACACAUACAAACCUGGGGCUCAAGUCGAUGAGGUUACAAUGAAGGAUGUGAGCUGAUACGAAAUACUGCAAGGGGCAAAUGAAAUGUUUUAGAAAGACACUUGUCAUUGAAGCUCUGAUCAUUUGUAAAAUAUAUUUUUUGUAAGGCUGUUGUAUUAAGCGCCAUACAGACGUGUCAACAUUUUUGGGCAAACAGCCAUCAGGACAUUACUGGCAAUGUUUGUAAACCAUGCUGAAAGGUGCUGUGAAGACACAGGUAGUAGACACAGACGUGUCGUUUGCCGAGCGUUGUGGUGACUGCUGUGCCGGCCGAUGUUCUCGUUGUUUCUGUUCUGCACAGCGCUCUUUCUACUCGCAUUGAAAUGCUUAACACAUACACCUUAUUCAUAAAACGUCAUUGCGAACGACGAAUGGGAAAUUUCAGUUUCAUGACCGAAAGUUGCUUAUGGAUAUUAAUUAUUCGAAUACUUUAAGGUUGUAAAUAAACAUGAUCGAUGUUAGAGCUAUGCAUCCAUGGCCUUUGAUACAUAUCGUUUCAUUGAUACAUAUUCUCCUGCAUUUGGUUGAAAUAUAAUAGAUCGAUUAUGCACUUCGGUCGUAGAACUUCCAUCUGACAAUCGACAAUUGCCGUUUGCAAUAACGUUUUUUAAAUAGGUGUAUUUGUCAACGUUUCAUAGAGACUAAAAUUUAUUUGGAAGGGUGACGCUCUUAAAAGUCUUACCUUCCUAUCAACCUGCGCACAAACACCGUAGGGACUGGUACGGAGUCUUGCCCGUGAGCCUUGCACGUGACAAGGACCCAUACCCCUCUCCCCUGAGGGAAGGACCACGGGAAAUCUUGAAACAUUUUUGAUGGCACCAAACACAACCUAUUUAUGAACAAGCCGGUGUGCAUCCUCUAAUGAAUGUCGCCAUGUUUCGGGGUAGUACCGCAAAAAAAAGGUAAUCCAUAGGCCGAGGCAUAUUGGGGCCGAGAGUGCGCGUGUAAACCGACCCAGUGCACCUCUCACCGUGCGCGCCACAGUUUAAAAUAUUAGCAUAUCCGAGUAAAUAAAAUGAAUAUCAGCCGCUAGCAGGCUGUGAAUAAUCAAAUAAAUACAUGAACGCCAGA